GAAUGCAGUUCUGGGUGACGUCAUCGCGUUUGCCGUCGUGGCUCUAGUUGCUAUGGCAGCAGCCUUUCGGGAGCUGUUUUCCUCGUAUUUUUUCCGGCCUGUGCCAAAUCAGUUCCGGUCGCGGACGGGAGAGGAGGCUCCGUUACCAGUGACCAUGGCCGCCAAAAACGGGAAUGUGAUCAAUGGAGGCGCAGAAGAAGGACCCGCCGGUCUCAUCAACAAGAUCUUUCCCAAGAUGAUAACUCAAACUACAGCCAAGGACUGGUUUGACCGCCGCCGAGCCCACAUCCGCCCCUGGAAUAACUUUAUUGAUCAGAGACGCUUCUCCCGGCCACAGAACUUUGGAGACGUGUGUAAGCGAGUGACACGAAAUGUGGAGCAUUUUCAGAGCAACUACAUCUUCAUUUUCCUGGGACUUAUCCUGUACUGCAUCAUCACCAGCCCCAUGCUACUCAUUGCCAUCGCCAUCUUCUUUGGUGCCUGUUACAUCAUUUACCUGAAAACGCUGCAGUCCAAGAUGGUCCUAUUUGGUCGUGAGGUCAGCACUGCUCAACAGUAUGGAUUGGCCGGCGCUGUCUCCUUUCCGUUUUUCUGGCUCGCCGGAGCUGGUGCUGCCGUGUUCUGGGUUCUAGGUGCCACCCUCGUAGUCAUCGGCUCCCAUGCCUCCUUCCAUGAGAUUGAGGGGGACAUCGAGGAGCUGCAGAUGGAACCAGUGUAAGGCGUCUCGGUUGCGGUCUCCUCUCAUGGUACCAGCGAAGGGACCUGUUGGACUGUGUAUUUUAACCUGUCGUUUCCGCUCUCCCUUUAUUAAAUCCCAUUGUCAGUGAGCACUUUACCGCAACCUUUGCACAGUAUGUGAUGGGUCAGUGACCGCCGGACGGUAUAGUACGGCGUUCACGAAGGUGGCGGCUGGUUACACCCGGUGAACUACGAAUCCUGGGAUGUUCCCGGGGGAUAAAUGUCUGCAGUAAGAGGUCGGGUGUUUUCUAUAUAUGUGAUCAUGUAAUAAACUUGUAAUGUACA
Messenger RNA from Bufo gargarizans (Asiatic toad), 1023 nucleotides. RefSeq names its product Rab acceptor 1 (gene RABAC1). The record is from RefSeq and is a predicted model, not a curated record. Gene Ontology annotation, cellular component: Golgi apparatus. The coding region runs from base 53 to 718 and encodes 221 amino acids. The transcript is spliced from 6 exons. Lineage: Eukaryota; Metazoa; Chordata; Amphibia; Anura; Bufonidae.